Porites evermanni is the source of this 891-nucleotide messenger RNA. NCBI's taxonomy places the organism in Eukaryota, Metazoa, Cnidaria, Anthozoa, Scleractinia, Poritidae. The record is from the annotation of a GenBank genome assembly.
AUGGCGUCGUUCUGUGAAACGGGAGAGCAUUACUACAGGAGUUUAGAUGUUUUCAAGAAAAAAAGCGAUGAAUUUGUGAGAAACAUUGAGCUCAUACGUAAUCACAUGGCGUCUGUGAUUCAAAGGUUGCCACAAAAUCAACCCUGUUUUAACAUCUUGAGCGUUGGAAGUGGAACAGGAGAGGUGGACAUGGAAAUCUUGAAGAUUAUGAAAGAAGAACUGCAACGAACACAGGGUCGCGACCAGAUAAAGAUCUAUAACAGAGCGAUUGAGCCAAAUGAAUACGCUUGCGAUCUUUACAAGUCUUCUGUCAAAAGGGCCAACGACCUACAGAUAGAUUUCGAUGUUCGCUGUCAAACCUUUCAAGAGUAUAAAGUUCAAGGAGCUGAGAAACUAGAAGAACGCACGAAGUUUGACGUCAUCCACUUCAUACACAGUAUCUACUACGUGGAUAUCGAAGAGGCUUUAAGUCAUUGCAUUGAGAACGAGCUCCAUGCUAACGGCAGUUUACUUUUCAUGGUGGAGGGGCCGGACCUCAUAUGCUGGGUUCUAGACAAGCAACGCUUUCCUGACUGGUAUGGAAAACCGGGUGACUCAGUUCCCGAAAGCUUCAAAACUGUGGAGAAAUUAUGCAAGAUUGUUGGGGAAGCUGGCUGGAGAUAUGACGUCUACAACCAAGAAUAUGAGAUUGACGUUACUGAGGUCUUUGAUGCAGAAUCAACUGAAGGAAAUCUGCUUCUUGACUUUCUGACACAUAGUAAGAAUUUUCGUGACACCGCAGAUGAACAAGUUGUGAAAGAAAUACUGGCCCUGAUUAAGGAUCUCUCAACCGUUAAAGAUGAAAGACAUUUUGGAAAAAAGAUGGAAUCUCUUAUCCUUAUCUAUAAAUGA